AUGACAAUAAAAUGCGCCGAGCCAGCUAUAAAUACAUUUCGAACAGAAAUGGACAGAUUUCGUGCUUUUAAUCAUAAAUAUUUUGAUCGAGCAAAUCGUCAUGGAGAAUUGCACAGCGGUGUUCCAAAAACGUCUACUUCUGGCACAAAUUUAUUGUUUUUGGUCUUUGUCAUAUUCGCGACUUUAUUACCAGCAAAGCUACGCAUAAAAGAGCGUUCACGUUCAAAUACUACAGAUAUCAAUGAUCCAGAAAAUUUGGAUUAUGAAGAAGAAGAAUUUAAUGGUACGUACAACAACAACAGAAAUCAUGAAGAAUUGAAUAAAAAUUCAUCAGAUGUUGGGAUGGAUACAGAAAAUUUGUUAUUAACAAAUGAUGAGAUCACGCAUGAGGAAGGGGAAAUGCCAUAUGUUGGAGAAGAAGAGAAAGAUAUGGAUAUGGCUAAGGAUGCAAUGAAAACGAAGAAAAAAGUUAGAGAAAAAACACAAUCAACGACAAAGAAAGAUUCCAAAACAGCAAAAUCGGUUGAUAAGAACAGUGAAGAGAAAAUAGAGCGUGAUGAUGAAUCAGGACAAGAUGAAGAGGGUGAGUUAAAUAGUAAUCAUGAAGCUAGUAAUCAGGAUAUACCGACUGGCAGUGAUGAAGGCGAAGUGGAUGAAGCCGAUUUAGAAGAUGGUGAAAUUCAUGAGACAUUAACGAAAAAACAAUCACAACCCCAUACACAACAUAGACGGCAUGCUCCACCAAUCCGUCCACCAUCUAUUCAGCAUUCUUUACUUCAUCAACGUGAACAACAACAAUCUUUAUCAAAUAGUAUUUCACAUAUGCCAUUAUCAUCUCAACAACAAAAAGUUCAUUGCCGAUUUUUUCUACAAGGCCGUUGCCAUUGGGGGGCAAAUUGUAAAUAUAUGCAUCCCAAUAUGAAUGAUACAAAAAACCAGUCACCAUUUGAGCAAUCAAUUGUUACAUCUCGCAAUACGAGUUCUCCACCAUCAUCUGCUGCUAACGUAUGGAUAUCGCCACAAUCAGCAGCUACAGCAAUCUUUGGCAAUUCAUCAAUUGUUCGAAAUGUUGCCGCUAUUGCUGCAGCAGCCGCGGUUGCAACACAACAGCAAGCAUCAGCAGCAGCUGCUACGACAUCAAGUACUGAAUCAGCAUGGGAACGGGGACUUCGAAGCGCGAAAACGCUCCGCGAACAAUCAAUGAGACGAAAACAACAAGAUAAAGAUUUUAACGAUAAAAAAUUUAAUUUAACAUUGAAAGACGCUAAUGAAGAAAAAGAUCUAGAUGAAGAAUUAGUAAAUGUUGAAAGACCACGAGCUGAUUAUGAUGAUGUUAUAUAUCAUAAUAAUUAUGAAGAGAGAUGGCAAAUGCAUCAGCAUCCAAAUUCAUAUAAUUAUCACAAUCACGGUCACAUACCACAAAGAAUGAGACAUUUUGAUCCAGAUCAAAUGGAUCGCGGUGGUGGUCCUAGUUUUAUGCCUUACAAUCAGGAUCGUCGAAUACGUCAUCUGGACCAUCACGUCGAUAAUAAAGGAAAUCGUAAAGAAAAAUUGAAAGACAGCAAAACGUUAGUAAAGAGCAAGGAUCCAUCAAAAAAAUCUCAUCAUUCAUCUCAGUUUCCUGUUCCAUUACCUCAACGUCAUUUACAACAGCAACAUCUAGAUGACGAACAUCAACAGCACCAACAACAACAGCUUUCGUCAAUGGCUAGGCGUGCGGAUGAUUGGGUAGAUCCGUGGGACAGAUCUCAAAAUAAUCGUCGAAAUGCCUCUCGUGGCAGAGAAAAUUCCUAUACAUCGUCCAGUGCAUCGUCGUCAAGAUCAAGUCGACCAAGACGGCGUUCACCUUCGGUAACACGUUCGAAACCUGCGAGACAAGAAAGCGUGAAAAAUGGUGAAAAGCAUUCAUUAACUUCAAAUGUUCCAUCUACAUCAGCUUCACUUACUGGUGAGAAUCAAAAUACAAGUAAAAAGCAGCCAACUUCAUCAACUGUAAAUUCAAACGAACGUCAUAAAACAGCAACAAAUCAUCAUUCAUCAUCUCAACAAUUAGGAAAAAAAGUGUCACCGAAUGAAAAUCGAUCAAUAAAAUUUUUACCGGGACGAACAAUUUCUAGUCACACAUUAAAGAAAGCUGAAAAAGCCGAUCGUUUAAAAACAAGUCAUCAUCAAUUAAAUCCACAAACCCAUCAUCAAUCACAAAAGGAACAAUCACUAAAUAAAGAUAAUAAUAACGAGAAAAAAACAAUCAAAAAAGAUGGAAAACGAUCGGACAGCAGUAGUUCAGGAACAUCAUCAUCGUCCUCUGCUAGUUCAUCACGUGUUCGACCGAAAGCAGUUUCAUCUACUUCUUCAUCGCGUAGUUCCAGCUCUGAAAGUGAUGGAAAGAGUAAAAAUCGUCCAGUAAAAGAAAAUGCAACAAAUAGCAAUAAAUUAGUUAACAGUCAUACAAAACCCACAAUCAGUAAACAAGUGUCAUCAUCAAAUCGAAUUAAAACCUCUCAGAAAGAGCCAACUUCAUUGAGCCAUACAAAAUCAACAACAUCCAAUCGCUCAGGAACCGAUAAUAAAGAUGCUAGUAAUCCGAAAUCUUCAAUAUCACACAACGAUAAAAAACGACGUGAUACAUCAUCUUCUAGUUCAACAACAACAACAAAAAAGUUGAAAACAAUUAAUCAUACAACAGGGGAAAAAAAACGAUCAUCGCCACAACCAUUGCAAACAUCCCUUUCUAGUAAAAAAAAACAAAAACAAAAAAUUUUAAAAAAAUUGCAAGAAGUUGAAAAAUUAAUUAGUCAGCGAACAACAAAAACUUGA
Molecule: messenger RNA, 2817 nt
Organism: Didymodactylos carnosus
Lineage: Eukaryota; Metazoa; Rotifera; Eurotatoria; Philodinida; Philodinidae
Source: the annotation of a GenBank genome assembly